GCAAAACUUCACGCAAGAGCGGCGUGUUUCCCAUAUUUACGAAAAACUAAAUAGAAAUUACCGGAAUAAUGGAUGACGAGGCGGAAACUUACAAGCUCUGGCGUAUACGCAAGACGAUCAUGCAACUGAGCCACGACCGUGGUUACCUUGUGACCCAGGAUGAAUUGGACCAGACUUUGGAACAGUUUAAAGAAAUGUUUGGCGACAAGCCAAGUGACAAACGUCCAUCGCGGUCCGACCUAAUCGUGUUGGUGGCCCACAAUGACGAUCCCACUGACCAGAUGUUUGUAUUCUUCCCCGAGGAACCCAAGAUUGGCAUCAAGACUAUCAAAACAUACUGCACCCGCAUGCAAGAGGAGAACAUCCACAGGGCCAUCGUCGUCGUGCAGGGCGGCAUGACGCCCUCUGCUAAGCAAUCGCUAGUGGAUAUGGCCCCUAAGUAUAUUCUAGAACAGUUUCUGGAGUCUGAGUUGCUGAUCAAUAUAACGGAGCAUGAGCUGGUACCGGAGCAUGUGGUAAUGACAGCAGAAGACAAACAAGAACUUCUCAGCAGAUAUAAACUAAAGGAGAAUAUGUUGAUGCGCAUACAGGCGGGUGACCCCGUGGCCCGCUACUUCGGCCUGAAGCGCGGCCAAGUUGUGAAAAUUAUACGUUCGUCUGAGACAGCGGGCAGAUAUAUAUCGUAUAGAUUAGUAUGCUGAGUGGCUUUCGGUAAU
This is a messenger RNA of Drosophila arizonae, 716 nucleotides long. RefSeq names its product DNA-directed RNA polymerases I, II, and III subunit Rpb5 (gene Polr2E). Lineage: Eukaryota; Metazoa; Arthropoda; Insecta; Diptera; Drosophilidae. The record is from RefSeq and is a predicted model, not a curated record. Gene Ontology annotation, cellular component: RNA polymerase II, core complex; RNA polymerase III complex; RNA polymerase I complex. Gene Ontology annotation, biological process: transcription elongation by RNA polymerase I; transcription by RNA polymerase II; tRNA transcription by RNA polymerase III. Gene Ontology annotation, molecular function: DNA binding.